AGUCUGAAUAAGGCCAGGCCUCAGACCCCCAUCUAGGAUUGGGACAGGACAAGACAGGCGUGGUUCUCUGACAAGGAGUUCGAGGACAAGCAAGGAACAGGAUAGCCGCUCCUCUUAGGAUAAAGACAAAGACAGUGUGAAGGUCUUUCCUCAGAAUGCACAGAAUAUGAAUACAUCUCACUACACACUAAGAUUCCUGGAUCCUGCAUUGUUUUAGAACAAUAACUGCACUCAUCAGCGUUUUCGGGCAUAGAAAAAGAAACUGCUGCCUGAGGCCAGGAUUCCAACACUGCUACCACACAGGAAGGCAGUUCAACAGUGAUGUCAGCCUCAUCCCUGGACACAGAUCUAAGUUAUGAUACAGUUGUUCAUGCUGCCAAGGCCGAAGCCAGGGAGUCACCAAAGGCUGUGGCUGUGCCUCCAGUCAGGCUGAGGCCUCCGGAGGACCUAAAGUUGAUCCGUAGCCUCUCCAAGUCCGACUCUGACCUGUUGGUUUCUCCACUGGGUGAGGAGGAUGGGGGUCUGAAUAGCCGCUGUGAAUCUGUGACUAACUGCAGCUCUGGGAAGAAACGGAUGGAGCGCUCACCUUCCUUCGCCUCUGAAUGGGAUGAGAUUGAGAAGAUCAUGAACCUGAUUGGAGCAGGCAUCGAGUUUUCCAAUGACCAACAGCACAUAUCCACAGCAGAUGGGGCCUGCAGCAAAGCCCUGGACCAGCCCGUGGGAGAGUGGCUGGAACAUGUGGGGCUGCCGCAGUAUGAGAGCAAGCUGCUGCUCAAUGGCUUUGACGACCUGCGCUACAUGGGUAGUAACGUAAUGGAGGAUGCAGACCUUAGAGACAUGGGAAUCACUGACCCUGGACACAGGAAGAAGAUUCUCCACGCAGCACGCAGUUUACCCAAGGUAAAAGCACUUGGCUGUGAUGGAAGCACGUCUCUUUCUACCUGGUUGGAUGUGCUAGGCUUGCAGGAGUACCUGCCGAACUUUCUUUCCAGUGGCUACCGUACCUUGGACUGUGUAAAGAACUUAUGGGAGCUGGAGAUUGUCAACGUGCUGAAGAUCGGCCCUCUGGGUCAUAGGAAGAGGAUCAUAGCGUCUUUGGCAGAGCGGCCCUACGAGGAGGCCCCGACUAAAUCACAGAUCUCUAACCGUCUCUCACAGAUCAGGUUUCAGGAUCUUUUGUCCCAGACAGGGGCCUCUCCUCUAAGUCACAUGGACCCUUACACAAGUCGUUCCAUGGACAUGCUCCUGCCCCUGGGGGAGGCAGGUAGGAGGAGGAGAGCCAUGGACCAGGAGUGUAGUGUUUCCCUGCGUGCCUACAGUGAGAGACCUCGUUCCCACGACAGACAAAGUGAUCGAACCAGAGAACCUCGCUUGACCCUCCGACCACCAAGCCAGUCUGCCACCUAUGCCACCGUCUCGGCUUGGCAUCACCAGCCUGAGAAACUGAUUUUAGAGUCCUGUGGGUAUGAAGCCAGUUAUUUGGGAUCAAUGAUUAUCAGGGAUCUUCGGGGGAUUGAGUCGACUCAAGAAGCCUGCGCCAAAAUUAGGAAGUCAAAGGAUCAUUCGAGAAAGGGUCCUGUUGUUAUACUUUCCAUUACCUAUAAAGGGGUCAAGUUCAUUGAUGCAACCACUAAGACCAUCGUAGCAGAGCAUGAGAUCAGGAACAUUUCCUGUGCUGCCCAGGACCCUGAUGACCUCUGCACCUUUGCUUACAUCACCAAGGACAAUAAAAGUGGCCACCACUUUUGCCAUGUCUUCAGCACUGUGGAAGUGACUCAGACUUAUGAGAUCAUCCUGACACUAGGACAGGCAUUUGAGGUGGCCUAUCAACUGGCUCUCCAGACAAAAGCCAGACAGUAUGUACCGCCCCCCCCACUGUCUCUUGGGUCAGAAGUCAUUGAGACCAAAUCAAGUCGGCCCACAUCACAGCAAUGGAGCAGCAUGAGGAGAUCAACAGGUCCCCCUCUGCUAGAAUGUCGCUGCUGUUACUGUCACACGUGUACUACUCACCGCUCCUCCUUCCUCCCGUUGCACUCUAUUAGCCCUGGAAUCCAGAUUGACCCUCUGGAGAUGGACGCAGACAUGCAGUCCCUGUGCAACACCACCUGGCUCUUCGACCAGAGAGACACCAACAAGCGCCCUGUCAGCACCAAUUUGUCCUGUCUUACCAGGCAUCUACCGCUGUGAGGCGCUAUGAGCAGACACAUCUAGCUUGGAGUGCAAGACAAAAAAAAGCAACAAACUUUUUUUCUAUACAUUUUUAAACAUACAGCGAUGGAUCAUCAAAAAAUCUUUCUGGAUGAAGAGUGGAAUCAUAAUUUCCGGUUUGAAUUGCUACAUAAAUGGAAGGACAACUUCUACAUUACUAUAUCGCCAUGAAGCGUUUAAGGGUUUCUAAAUGAAAUCGAUUGAGCCACCACAACACUUUCCCCACCUGCUGACGGCUGCACGCUUUUUCCAUGGUGUAAAAGACUGAGCAUUUUUAGGAAUUGGUAACAUAAACACUGGCUGAGCUGCAGUGAAUAUGUUAUUAUGGUACAGGUUUGUCAGGAUAGUAAUGUAUAUGAUACUCUUUGUGCAUGGUGCCUUUCACCAGUCAUUUUAUUACCAAGACAGAUUUGAAUUAUAAAAGACUGUUCGACUCAUCGGAGAACACUGUCUGGCACUAUCCCUUACAAAUAUACAUAUCUGUUUGCUAAAGAAAUAAUUUCCUAAAUUAGAGAUGCAUUUAAAUAACGGGGCUUCCUGAAAUAUAUUCAAUGUCAGAAACAAAGGUAAAUCAUAGAAACACCACAUGGUAUUGGUGUAUUACCAUUAUGCAGAAAUAUGAAAUUACCAAAACACAGUUUUACUUGUGUCGAAGGAAUUUUAGGGGAGAUACUUUAGUUUGCCAAUUUAAUGUGAAAAAAUAAGAUCCCAGAUAACAUUGAUUUAAUUGUAAAAUAUGAGGCAAGAUAUACAUGUUGUUGGACACCUUUUGCAGCAUCUUAUCAAGAUUAUGUUGAUUGUAAUCCAUGAUAUGAACUAACUUAGCAUGAGGUACGCUUAAAAGAAUGUGUCACUAAAAGCCAGUGCAAACAAUUCAGGCUUACUCAUAGUUUAAACAUUACAUUUGAUGGAUCAAAAUGUUUUUAGAUAUUAUUUUAUUAUGCAAAUGGAUUCUGGGUUAAACAUAUCUGUGAAACUGCAUUUUUGUAUUUCCUUCCACUGUGACUGAUACUGCAGGUCUAAACGAGUUACAGUAUCUAUUUGUUGGUUUAGCUCAAUCAGUAUACGUUUUGUUCAACUUCUUUUGGUGUGCUGUGCGGAGUUGCUUGUGUCCUUGUGGGUGGAUAUUCUGCCUCUGACUGCUGUCCUCAUUCUUUAUCCCAUAUGCCAAGAGCUAUCUUAUAUUAUGUUAUACCCUCCAAACGAUACCUGGUUAAUACAGGAUGGCAGACUGGAGAAUGACUGUUAAGAGUUGGCAGUGUCUGUGUGGUACUCUGUUUCACUGUGGCUCUUUUCUGUUCAUACAUUACUACUGAUGCAUGUGGCAGUAUGGGUGUUUUGUCCUCUGAUGCACCUGACGCCAUUGAGGUGUACUUACUCUAUGUACGUAGCUGUGUCUGUUUUUGUUGUUCAUGUCAUUUGCCUUUCAUGUACCUUUUUCUUCAUUGCACAGGUUCAACACUUCAUCUCAUUUACAUUCUCCAGCAUUGUCAUUUUAUAUUGCACUAAGUAUGUCCCUCCUUGUUACGUGUUGAAAUCAUGAAGACACAUUCAACCCUCUGGUGUGGGUGCAUUUAGAAGCCUUACAUUUUAAAGAGCAGAAGCUAUUUCAAGCAGACGCAAUGUGGUGGCAUGAUUUGGCUGUGCAUGUUUCUGUCUUUUAUAACACCAGUGUUUUCCUUGUGUAGCUCACUCCAGCAUUCAAGUUUCCGGACACCAAGCUGUGAAUUGAUGUGGAGCAGCCAAAGUGAGUGUCUGCGUGUGUAGACUAGAGCCUGAGAGACUAACAGAGAUACAGCGGGUCUAUGAGGGACUGAUUGAUAAGGUCUGCUGCCUUCUACAACCUCACCUGAAUACCAAGUAACAGAGAAAUUAUAACCUUACAAUAGCUGUCUGUCUAUGCAGGGCCUCUCUCUAAUUCCUAUCUCAACAAAGAUCAGUCUGAAAAGUCAAAUCUUUACAAUGGCCUCACACUGUCUUUACCUCUUUCCUCUGAAUUCAUGUAGGUACUGUAAUAUACAGAGUAGACACGAUGGGCCAGUAAUUACUAUUUUUGCUGAUUCAGGUUUAUUUAAGAUAAUCAUGUUGUUACUGUAAAGAUUAAGGAGAGUCAAUGACAGCCCUUAAUAAAAUGUAGAACUACUGUACCAGCAUAAUAAUGUUGUGCCAAUGUAUUUGUGGACAGAGUAUAGUUUGUGAAUGAUAAUGUGACACAUAAAAAUAAUAGCAAUAUACACCUGAAAUUAAAUAGUGCAAUUAAAUUGAAUUCUUAAGGUAUUUUAUUGUCUUAGGGCAUCUUACUUGCAUGGAGGUUUGAAAGAGUGGCCAGACUAUAUGCUAUGCGCUAAGUGUUUUUCUUUGUCAGGACUAGCCUGUUGACUUGAAUAGGGGGAUGUGUGUGUCUGUGUGUGAGAGUGAAGUCAAUCUCCUCCCAUUAGCAAAGACAUUUAGAACUAACAGUUGGAUUGAAAUAGACUCAUCAAUUUUUUUAUGAAAUUGUCAUUUUGCUACCUAAAUUAGAGGCUGAAACAAAUUUUUCAAGGAGGACCAACUGUUUCCAAUGGUUUUCUGUACCCUCUGUAAAAACUGAAGGUUUCUAUACAACUGUCUUCUGCAAGCUGUAAUGCCUGUUUUUUUUUUGUUAUUAUUUAAACAUGUGAGAUAAUAGCGUGGUAAUGUAGUUCUAAAGUGUUAAGGGGAAUAAAAAGAGUAUUUUGCUCUUCUAAGACUGUCA
This is a messenger RNA of Esox lucius (northern pike), 4942 nucleotides long. It is a transcript of the gene anks1ab, whose product is annotated as ankyrin repeat and sterile alpha motif domain containing 1Ab. The record is from RefSeq and is a predicted model, not a curated record. Gene Ontology annotation, molecular function: protein binding. The coding region runs from base 322 to 2187 and encodes 621 amino acids. The transcript has 16 exons. Gene Ontology annotation, cellular component: cytosol. NCBI's taxonomy places the organism in Eukaryota, Metazoa, Chordata, Actinopteri, Esociformes, Esocidae.